AUAAGAUCUCCUUCAUCAGCAAACACAUCCUCACACUAAAGAACAUUACAUGACUAGUUCUAACAGUCGUAGCCCAAUGGGCUCACUUAUUACAGAUUUAUGAUAUGAUCAUAAAAAACCAAAGUGUAAUAAUUCAAUUUUCAAAUAAAGGCAUUUAAUAGUGUGACACUGAGAUUGGUUGAUAUAGUGCCUAGUUACGAAGAGUAUAGUACUUGGUACUAUGGUACUUUGUGUUGAGUAUGCAUUAUGAAAUGUUCACAAGUGGUGUUUAAGAACACAUAAACUGUGUCAUUGUCCAAAAUGUUGACGUGUGGGUGAUCGCAGAGGAACCCUGUGUGACGCGCAGCAAGCAGCAGAUAUCGCAGUGGUGGAGCCUCCACCCUCAGCUGGUGUUUGCCUGAUAAAACAGAGAAGGAAAACAAACCACAGAAGACACACAGAGGCCUCCACCGACCAAACAAUUUUCUCAAAAUUACGCUUUGGAUUAAAGAGUUCCACGAACAUGGUGAAGUGACUGAAUGAUCAAGUGAACAUCUGGUGUGUCUGCAACAGUGAGCCAUGCUUUCUAAGAAGGAGAAGGAGUUACUUGCAGAAGUGUGGGACAGACUCACUCCUGUGGCUGAAGAUAUCGGCGCAGAUGCUCUUCUUCGAAUGUUUGCCUCAUACCCUGGCACCAAGACCUACUUUUCCCACAUCGACAUCAGUCCCGGCUCUCCUUAUCUGACAUCCCAUGGGAGGAAGAUAGUCUUGGCCAUCGCAGAGGGAGCCCAGGACAUAAGUCAGCUGAUGGUCUCUCUGGAACCUCUUCAAACCUAUCACGCCUAUGUGCUGCGUAUUGACCCCACCAAAUUCAAGCUGUUCUCACACUGUAUGCUCGUCACUCUGGCCAUCCACAUGGGCGACAGCUUCACCCCGGUUCUUCAUGCGGCAAUGGACAAGUUCCUGUCAGCGUUUGCUGCUGUGCUUGCCGAGAAAUACCGAUGAGAUUGUGUGUUUUAGG
Molecule: messenger RNA, 1000 nt
Organism: Synchiropus splendidus (mandarinfish)
Lineage: Eukaryota; Metazoa; Chordata; Actinopteri; Syngnathiformes; Callionymidae
Gene: hbae4
Product: Hemoglobin subunit alpha-D-like
Exons: 3
Coding region: 559-984 (141 amino acids)
Biological process (GO): hydrogen peroxide catabolic process; oxygen transport
Cellular component (GO): haptoglobin-hemoglobin complex; hemoglobin complex; blood microparticle
Molecular function (GO): oxygen carrier activity; organic acid binding; peroxidase activity
Source: RefSeq, a predicted model, not a curated record